Messenger RNA from Mus musculus (house mouse), 4026 nucleotides. RefSeq names its product mediator complex subunit 15 (gene Med15). The coding region runs from base 744 to 3110 and encodes 788 amino acids. NCBI's taxonomy places the organism in Eukaryota, Metazoa, Chordata, Mammalia, Rodentia, Muridae. The transcript is spliced from 18 exons. Gene Ontology annotation, biological process: regulation of DNA-templated transcription. Gene Ontology annotation, molecular function: transcription coregulator activity. Gene Ontology annotation, cellular component: nucleoplasm; cytoplasm; core mediator complex. The record is from RefSeq and is a predicted model, not a curated record.
CCAUCUUGUGUUUUCUGCUUUCUUUCUACAUAGAAUAAUUACUGUAUCCGUCUUUACUUUUUUUUGAACUGCUUUCCACAGAGAUAGGUUUCAAAAGAUUGUUCCCAAUCAUGGAGUAAUUCUUGCCAUUGAGGUUUUUUACUAAAAGAUGGAGCAACCUCUCUGUGAGGUGCACUGCACGUUCUCAGUGGGAACCUGAUGGACUCUGGUUAAGGUAAUGUAGAUUUUCACAAACUUAUCUGACUGAUCGCAUCCAUAAUUACAGAUUUUCACGGUGUAUCCUGUUGUAAGAGGAGCAACCACAGCAGCUGGCUUUUCAUUAUCAAGUUCUGGUUUCUUCUGCGACUUCUUUUGCAUCUUGUUCUUGAGUUCCGUCUCAAUCUUGGACUUUUCACUUGUAAGAGUAUCACGUAGUCUUUUCCUAGUGGACUUUUCCAGCAAUACUUUGACCUCUUCUAGGUCUUUCUGUAACUCUUCCAAAGGAAGCAAUGAUGUGGCUCGUUAGACCCGAGGCCGAAGCUGCAGCCGUGCACUGAAGCAGAUGGGAAAAGCUGAACUCGCCACCCACGAGCAGCGCCGGCAGUGAGCUCCACCCAGCAUGACACGGCGGCCCACCCUCCACACAAGACGGCUAGUCAUUGUUUUGUUGCUAUGAAGAGACACUGUGACCAUAGCAUCUCUUAUAAAGGAUAUCACUUACUUGGAACUGGUUUACAGUUUCAGAGGUUUAGUACAUAAUCAUCAUGGGAGUACACAAGCAGAGAUGUUGCUGGACAAGUAGCUCAGAGGUCUACAUCUGGAUCCUCAGUGAGGAUGCCAUGAGGAAAGCUGGUGUGGCCCACAGUAAAUCUAGCAAGGAUAUGGAGAGUCAUGUGUUCCUGAAGGCCAAGACCCGGGAUGAGUAUCUUUCCCUUGUGGCCCGACUCAUUAUCCAUUUCCGAGAUAUUCAUAACAAGAAAUCCCAAGCUUCUGUCAGUGACCCCAUGAAUGCACUGCAGAGCCUUACUGGUGGACCCACCCCAGGAGCAGCUGGGAUUGGCAUGCCUCCUCGGGGCCCAGGACAGUCCCUGGGUGGGAUGGGUGGCCUUGGCGCUAUGGGACAACCACUGCCCCUCUCCGGGCAACCACCCCCUGGAACCUCUGGAAUGGCCCCUCAUGGCAUGGCUGUGGUGUCUACAGCAACUCCACAGACUCAGCUGCAGCUCCAGCAAGUGGCAUUGCAGCAACAGCAGCAGCAGCAACAACAACAGCAAUUCCAGCAACAGCAGGCAGCACUGCAGCAACAGCAGCAACAGCAGCAGCAGCAACAGCAGCAACAGCAGUUCCAGGCACAACAGAAUGCCAUGCAGCAACAGUUCCAAGCAGUAGUGCAGCAGCAGCAGCUUCAGCAGCAGCAGCAGCAGCAGCACCUGAUUAAGUUGCAUCAUCAAAGCCAGCAACAACAGAUACAACAGCAGCAACUGCAGAGGAUGGCACAGUUGCAGCUGCAGCAACAGCAACAGCAGCAACAGCAGCAGGCUUUGCAGGCCCAGCCACCAAUGCAGCAGCCAUCAAUGCAGCAGCCACAGCCUCCCCCUUCUCAGGCCCUACCCCAGCAGCUGUCACAGCUGCAUCAUCCACAGCAUCACCAGCCACCACCUCAGGCUCAGCAGUCCCCCAUUGCUCAAAACCAACCACCACAGAUCCCACCACAGUCACAGAGCCAGCCUUUGGUGUCACAAGCACAAGCCCUUCCUGGACCGAUGCUGUAUGCUGCCCAACAGCAGCUGAAAUUUGUCCGUGCUCCGAUGGUGGUCCAGCAGCCGCAAGUGCAGCCCCAGGUGCAGCAGGUGCAGCCCCAGGUGCAGCCGCAGGCAGCAGUGCAGGCAGCACAGUCUGCCCAGAUGGUAGCUCCCGGCGUCCAGAUGAUUGCUGAAGCCUUGGCCCAAGGCGGGAUGCACGUAAGAGCCCGGUUCCCGCCCACCUCCACCAUGUCUGCUGGCCCGUCAAGCUCCAUCUCUUUGGGCGGACAGCCCACAACACAGGUCAGCCAAAGCAGCCUCACCAUGCUGUCCUCACCGUCACCAGGCCAGCAGGUGCAGACCCCACAGUCGAUGCCACCUCCCCCACAGCCGUCCCCACAACCUGGCUCACAGCCCAACUCUAAUGUCAGCUCCGGCCCUGCCCCAUCUCCCAGCAGCUUCCUGCCUAGCCCUUCACCACAGCCUUCUCAGAGCCCAGUGACAGCACGCACCCCACAGAACUUCAGCGUUCCUUCCCCUGGACCUUUAAACACCCCUGUGAACCCCAGCUCUGUCAUGAGCCCAGCUGGCUCUAGCCAGGCUGAGGAGCAGCAGUACCUGGACAAGCUGAAGCAAUUGUCCAAGUACAUCGAGCCCCUGCGACGCAUGAUCAACAAGAUCGACAAGAAUGAAGACAGAAAAAAGGACUUAAGUAAGAUGAAGAGCCUGCUGGACAUCCUCACCGACCCCUCGAAGAGGUGUCCCCUGAAGACCCUGCAAAAGUGUGAGAUUGCGCUGGAGAAGCUCAAGAAUGACAUGGCAGUGCCCACACCCCCACCACCCCCAGUUCUUCCAACCAAACAGCAGGACCUGUGCCAACCACUCCUAGAUGCAGUCCUGGCCAACAUCCGUUCACCUGUCUUCAACCAUUCCCUGUACCGCACAUUUGUGCCAGCCAUGAUGGCCAUCCAUGGCCCACCUAUCGUGUCGCCAGUGGUGUGUUCCCGGAAGCGCCGGUUUGAGGAGGAUGAGCGGCAGAGCAUACCCAAUGUGCUGCAAGGUGAAGUGGCAAGGCUGGAUCCCAAGUUCCUGGUGAACUUGGACCCUUCUCACUGCAGCAACAACGGUACUGUCCACCUGAUCUGCAAGCUGGAUGAUAAGGACCUCCCUAGUGUGCCACCACUGGAGCUCAGUGUGCCUGCUGACUACCCUGCCCAGAGCCCAAUGUGGAUCGACCGUCAGUGGCAAUAUGAUGCCAACCCCUUUCUGCAGUCAGUGCACCGGUGCAUGACCUCAAGGCUGCUGCAGCUCCCUGACAAGCACUCGGUCACAGCGCUGCUCAACACCUGGGCCCAGAGCAUCCACCAGGCCUGCCUCUCAGCUGCCUAGCAAACUGGAACUUCAGGACUGCCAGCAGCCCUUCUGGCUAAAGAUCUCACGCCGCCUACCAGACAUUACUAAGUGUUGGCUUCUUAGAGGGCCUGGGUUAGGUUAGCUUUCCUGCUUUUACCUUCUUUGGUGGGGACCUGCCAGCUGUUUCCCAUUCUUGUGCAGUAUUGACUGGGCAGCUGUGAAGCUGGCUGCUUGAGGGCCUGGCGGUUUCCCCAGAAGGUUUUCCAUUGGUUUGGUUUGUUUCGUUAUUUUUUGUUUUUUGUUUUUGCAGAGGUCAGGCCCCACACUUCCUCCAGCCUUUCUGGGCUUCCAUGCCCACUCAGCAGCAUGAGAACUCAGGGCCCCAUCAAAGCAUCUCUGUUUUGCAAUACAUUGUACUCAUUAUGUGGAGAAUGUGCAGGACAUAGGAAACCCUCACUCUAUACACAGUUCUCCAGUCACACUGGGGCUCAGGCGUGCCUCCUAAGGCAUGUGGACACGUCACAGGAACACGUCUGAAUCCAGGGCACACAUUUCAGUUUGGAAGAAAGACCAAUAGGGCAUCCGCAGGAUCUCUGCCACCAGCAGAACCUCCACUUUCUGGGCCUCCUCAGUCAUGUGAGGAGGAGAAUCAGCUGGAGGCAAGGGGCUGUCCCUGACAUUCCUGCGCCAAUCUUGGGUGAAGGGCUGUCAGUGCUAUGAUACACAGGCAGAUAGGCAGAUACUAUCACUGGGACCCACCAGCCUCAACACCAUAUUCUCUUAUUCUCUAUACCACCACCAAGCGUGUGGGUUUCCUUCGGAAUACUGCAGAUGGCGCUCGCCACACUGGGCAGCAAUGGGGAGCACUCUGGUGAAAAUUCCCCUUUUUAUAUGUGCACUACUCUGUCAUAUGAUUCUUAUAAUAAAUUUAUUAUUCCUGUGUUUGUCAGGA